Molecule: messenger RNA, 2884 nt
Organism: Cottoperca gobio
Lineage: Eukaryota; Metazoa; Chordata; Actinopteri; Perciformes; Bovichtidae
Product: helix-loop-helix protein 2-like
Exons: 2
Coding region: 622-993 (123 amino acids)
Biological process (GO): regulation of transcription by RNA polymerase II
Molecular function (GO): protein dimerization activity; DNA-binding transcription factor activity, RNA polymerase II-specific; RNA polymerase II cis-regulatory region sequence-specific DNA binding
Source: RefSeq, a predicted model, not a curated record
GCCUUUAUUAGUCGGGAUCGUUUGGAUCUUAUCUCGCAUAUGACACUCGGUGGAAGAAAGACUGGAGGAGGAAAAAGAGAGAGGGGAUUAUCCGUGAACUGCCUUCCGAUCCGCUGCUUCCUGACACGGGAGAGCCUCGCUUAUCUCGUCCCUUUCUCCCCAUCUUCCACAGGCGGGUGGACCAGUAGCCCUGGCUGCACUUUCUCCACUAUCUCCUCUAUUGUCUCUUCAUCGCUGGGAUCACACGGGGAGACUGACUGAUCCCUCACAUCAUUAUUAUCUUUCUUUUUUUUUAUCGACUCAUCACUGAUCAUCUGUAAGACUUCGGGACUGUUUCUCACGCGCAGGAACAUUUCCCCUGCUUGACGUUUGACCCCGCGUGAUUCCCAUGUUGCAAGUUCGCAGGCCGAAAAAGUCAAACUAGUCACUUUCUUUUUUAUUUUCCGUGAGACUGAAGGUGCACCUCUUGAACAUCUGAUGGUUUUUCCGGUGGAAUAUGAGUUAAUUUGGAGUUGAGGCUCCGCUCACGAGCGUUUUUAAGUUCGUUUACAGAAGAUUUUGCCUCCCAACUCUUUGUCAAGGUUCUUAAGGAGGAGUGACUGCCAACACCGGAGAAUAAAAAUGAUGCUCAGCCCGGACCAGACGGAUGCCGACCUCUCCUGGACUCAGUCCGACCCGGAGUCGAUGCUCAACGGCCUCAAGUCGACCGGCUGCACCUCGGACGAACCGACGGAGGGCGAGGAGAGGGCCAGAUGCAAAUCCGACCAGCCCCUGAGCAGGGAGGAGAAGAGGAGGCGGCGGAGGGCCACGGCCAAGUACCGCUCGGCCCACGCCACCAGAGAGAGGAUCCGGGUGGAGGCGUUCAACGUGGCCUUCGCGGAGCUGAGGAAAUUACUCCCCACCUUGCCCCCGGACAAAAAACUCUCCAAGAUCGAGAUCCUCAGACUGGCUAUAUGCUACAUCUCCUAUCUCAAUCACGUGCUGGAUGUUUAAAAGUGACCCCCCUCUCCCCCCCUCCCCCUCCCCCAUGAGACAGAAAUGCUUUGGUUUGGGUUGAGUGGACUCAAGCAAAUGCUGUGGGCGUCAGUUGGGUAUGGCAAGGUUGGCAGUUAGGGUCGACUGAUGGUCGAUGUGGGCUACUUCACACACAGUAUUUUUGUAGCCUCUCAUUGCUGAGAUUUUGUGCAGAAAGUACCUUUACAUUUGUCAAUUUCCGGAGAAAAGUGAAUCAGGAAUGUUUGAUUCCUGCUUCCCAACUCUCGUUAGACAAGUUACAAAAUAAAAACCUGCAUGAACAUUUUUUAAUUAAUGCAGGUUGUAGAAAAAUAUAUAUUUCAUGCUAGAUUUCAAUAAACUAACUAAUAGAAAAUAUAUCGGCUCGGUGCUAUAAUAUCGGUCUAACACCUGUGUCACGAGCUCACAUCUUGCUUCGAUUCCGGGACUUUAAUUAAAUCUUUCAGGUUUUAAUUACAAAAUCAGCUAAUUUAAAUUUUAAGAAUGCCCCGGAUGCUGGGACUUUGCCAUACCUGACAAGUGACUGAGUUGACCCGCAGUGUGAGUCCAGUUGGUUAUUAUGAUGGCGGUGUAAAGUUAUGGAAAAGCCUCAACUUUCUGCCCAGACCGCUGAAAAAAGCAACAAGCGCCAAGGCGUUUGAGCUGUUAGAUGCAAUAAUGAGAAUAAUGAUUAUUAUCCGACAUACAGUGGGGGAGGAUGGGCUGCAAGAGCCCCGCAGGCAUUCAUGUUCCCCUCCCAGAGGUGAUGUAGAGAAGAGAGAAAUGUGGAGGGUUAUAAUGAAUAUCAAGAAUUUGGUUUUCACAUAAUUUCCACAUGAAAUCACCCUAAUAAAUGAUAUUAGUUGAAUCCUAAUAUCAUGAAUAUAUUAAAGCGUAAAAACGAAGUCCUGCUCUCACUGUUUUAAUUUGAGGUCUAAUAAAAUAAAAAAACUGGGGCAUUUUCACAUCGAAAUGAAAGGAUGUAAACGAGAUAGCUGCUUUAGAUCUAGUUUAGAUGAUGUUUUCCGUAAAGGAAGAAAAAAAAUGCGUAAGUGCCACUUAUGACAUAUAAAAUUGUGACCUUAAUCAUUUUUUUAAAAGUGUAUGGAAUUAUUUAUUUAAUUGUGUCAAUAUUUAAGGCUAAUUUAUUUAUGUUGAUAUCAUAGGCUGGCGUCUUUUUGUAUAAAUGUAUAUUGUUUGUUGCUUCUAUAUUUUAGGCUGUGAAAUUGAACUUGGAAAGUGAUGGUGUUCUACUCUUAAAAAUGGCACUUUCUGUUAAUCCAUAGCAUAACUUAUUCGUUCGAUGUAUGUUUGAUGUAUGUCAUUAUCUUUUUUUGUUGUUUUUAAUGUCACGUCUAUUGCCUAUCAAUAUCAACGAUAAGCACUUCAAUAUGGGGUUCAAUGACCCCAUAAAUGUUUAUUUCCCUAAAUUGUUGUGUUCAGAAGUUGCUCGAAGAAAAAGAAUUGGGCAGCUUAAAAAAAUGUGCAUUCAAUUUUAAAAUGACAGAAAAGUGUAAUCAUGUGGAGAAUGAUUAUGUCAAACAGAUUCUGGGGUUUUCAUUCGAUUCAGAAGCAAACCUCUUUUUUGCUGUUACCAAAAAAUAACACUAAUAUUUCGAAAAAUAGUCUGAAUUUACUCUUCAAUGUUUUGAUGUUAUAUUUUGGUUUAUUUAUUUGUGUCUGCUUUGUAUUAAGAAAAUCCAAUAAGUAAUUUUAUAGUGAAGAAAAAAAACAAACAUAUCCUCUAUCCAAAGAUUUUUUGUCUCUUCAGGGUUGUGUAGGCUACUUGUUGCUUUAUGCAGAUCUUUUGUAGUAGAGGUGUCGUGUGACAGCUGGUUUCUAAUGGACAAACUUUUCAUAUUUUCCGCUUUUAUUUUUAAUUAAAACGGAA